AUGUUUCUCCGGAGAGCUGUGAUUGCUUUUGGUGGCUCUGCUUUUGCAGUUUUUGCCUCUGUGGCUGUGGGAAAGAGUGGUGAUGAUUCUGGUUUUCUAUGUCCACCUAUAAUCCCUGGGCGCUGGGAUUGGAACUGGGAUUGCCGUGAACCAAUGUCUCUAAUAAACUUGAAACAUCUGGAAGGAUGUACAGAGAAGGAGUGGCGUGAACAGGCCAGCCUAACAGGACAGUGUCUGGCACUUCUUGCAAGUGAAGGGAAUAACUUUAGCUGCAUUAUUUAUUCGUCAUUGACCAGAUCCACAGAAACUGCUGAUAUAAUCAGUAAGAAUUUACCAGGUGAGCCAUGUAUAUUAAAAUGUGCAGCUCCAGUCUGCUUCACGAAGGACCUCCAAUCCGACCAGUUCCUGUGGAUACCAGAUCUUUCAUAUUUUAAAGAUGGCCCACGCAUUGAGGCUGCAUUCAGGAAGUACAUCCUCCGUGCAGAUCCAGAACAAACAAAAGACAGUUAUGAAAUAAUAGUCUGCCAUGAUAAUGUGAUCCGCUACUUUGUAUGCAGGGCACUACAACUCCCACCGGAAGCUUGGCUCCGACUGCCUCUCUAUCAUGGUAGUAUUACAAAGCUGGUGAUAAAACCUGAUGAUGAUGUGUCACUGAAGAUGCUUGGUGAUGCUGGCUUUAUGCCCCCGGGGAAACUCACGGGAGCUUAGCUCUGAGCUGGAUGUCCUCCUAGAGACACACAAGUUACCAUGACUCCCUUACCUUUCUGUUUAAUAGACACUCUCCAGUUGAAGCAGUCUUUCAAUGCAUAUAUUGCACACAGCAUGGGUGGACCAAAUGAUAGUAUAAUUUUUUCUCAUCCCUGCACUAAGAUGAAGGUUCUAGUUUCUGAAUAUGCAGCACCAUGUUCUGAGUUACAAUGCCUUGUGUUCACCAAAUAGCUUUACAACUCAAGCUUGGC
This is a messenger RNA of Pelobates fuscus (common spadefoot toad), 959 nucleotides long. Its product is annotated as serine/threonine-protein phosphatase PGAM5, mitochondrial-like. The record is from RefSeq and is a predicted model, not a curated record. Gene Ontology annotation, molecular function: protein serine/threonine phosphatase activity. Gene Ontology annotation, biological process: peptidyl-threonine dephosphorylation; positive regulation of mitochondrial fission. NCBI's taxonomy places the organism in Eukaryota, Metazoa, Chordata, Amphibia, Anura, Pelobatidae. Bases 1 to 708 code for a protein of 235 amino acids. The transcript has 6 exons. Gene Ontology annotation, cellular component: mitochondrion.